Ilex paraguariensis (yerba mate) is the source of this 2253-nucleotide messenger RNA. Lineage: Eukaryota; Viridiplantae; Streptophyta; Magnoliopsida; Aquifoliales; Aquifoliaceae. The record is from the annotation of a GenBank genome assembly.
GAGAGAGAGAGAGAGAGAGAGAGAGAGAGAGGGGGGGAUGGAUGAGAGCUCCACGGGGGCAGUGGUGCCGUUGGCGAAGGCGGAGAUGGGAACAUCAUCCGACGCUGCUGCUCCGUCGGAGGCGGCCGGGGAACCGAUCGACGGUGGAGUUUCGGGGUCGGAGCUGGAGAAGGAGUUGUUGUGUCCGAUUUGUAUGCAGAUCAUCAAAGACGCGUUCCUCACAGCAUGUGGACACAGCUUCUGUUACAUGUGCAUUGUCACUCACCUCCACAACAAGAACGAUUGCCCUUGCUGUGGUCACUACCUCACCACCAACCAGCUCUUCCCUAAUUUACUCCUCGAUAAGCUAUUGAAGAAGACUUCUGCUCGCCAAAUAUCAAAAACUGCCUCCCCUGUAGAACAAUUUCGUCAGGCGUUGGAACAGGGUUGUGAGGUGUUGGUAAAAGAACUGGAUAUGCUACUUUCGCUGCUUGCAGAGAAAAAGAGGAAAUUGGAGCAAGAAAAAGCUGAAAGAAAUAUGCAAAUUUUGUUGGACUUCUUGCAUUGCUUAAGGAAACAAAAAGCUGAUGAGCUUAACGAGAUACAAAAUGAUCUUCAGUAUGUUAAAGAGGACGUGAAUGCUGUGGAAAGACAUAGAAUAGAGCUAUAUCGAGCAAGAGACAGGUAUUCAGUGAAACUGCGGAUGCUUGCAGAUGAUCCUUCGGCGAAUAAAUCUCGGAUUUCAUCAAUAAAUAAGACCAGCAGCGGCCUCAUCUCCAGUUCUCGUAAUGCGUUUGGAGGAAUGGCUUCUGGGAAUUUUCAGUACAAGAAGUUGGAUGGAAAAGCUCAAGUUAGCUCCAUUGGACCCCAGAAAAAGGAUGGUUUUACUGGAUUAAGUUCGCAGCAUUUGAGUCAGUCUGGUCUGGCUGUAGUACGGAAAAAGCGUGUCCAUGCUCAGUUCAAUGACCUACAAGAAUGUUACCUGCAAAAACGACGUCAGUUGGUGAACCAACCAUGUGUCCCGGAGGAAAGGGAUACUAAUGUCCUACACAGAGAAGGCUAUAGUGCUGGUCUUUCAGAUUUUCAGUCUGUACUGACCACCUUCACACGGUACAGUCGGCUGAGAGUAAUUGCUGAACUUAGGCAUGGGGAUCUUUUUCACUCGGCCAACAUUGUAUCAAGCAUUGAAUUUGAUCGCGAUGAUGAAUUGUUUGCUACAGCUGGAGUUUCUCGGCGGAUAAAGGUUUUUGACUUCUCCUCGGUUGUAAAUGAACCCGCUGAAGUGCACUGCCCUGUUUUGGAGAUGUCAACAAGAUCCAAACUGAGUUGCUUAAGUUGGAACAAGUUUACUAAGAACCACAUAGCUAGUAGUGAUUAUGAGGGAAUUGUAACUGUUUGGGAUGUUACUACACGGCAGAGUGUGAUGGAAUAUGAGGAGCAUGAAAAGCGGGCAUGGAGUGUUGAUUUUUCACGCAUGGAACCAUCGAUGCUUGUAUCUGGUAGUGAUGAUUGUAAGGUGAAAGUAUGGUGCACAAAGCAGGAGGCUAGCGUUAUUAAUAUUGAGAUGAGGGCAAAUAUAUGUUGUGUCAAGUAUAAUCCCGGGUCUAGUGUACAUGUUGCGGUCGGUUCUGCAGACCAUCACAUCCAUUAUUAUGAUUUAAGAAACACCAGCCAGCCACUCCAUGUGUUUAGUGGGCACAGAAAAACUGUUUCAUAUGUGAAGUUCUUGUCUAACAAUGAGCUUGCUUCUGCAUCGACAGACAGCACUUUACGACUAUGGGAUGUGAAGGAAAACUUGCCGGUUCGUACUUUCAGAGGCCAUACGAAUGAGAAGAAUUUUGUUGGUCUCACGGUAACAAGUGAAUUCAUUGCCUGUGGCAGUGAAACAAACGAAGUUUUUGUCUACCAUAAGGCAAUCCCUAAACCCGUGACUUGGCAUAGAUUUAGUUCACCAGAUUUGGAUGAUGCGGAUGAAGAUGCCGGAUCUUACUUCAUUAGUGCUGUAUGCUGGAAGAGUGACAGCCCCACAGUGUUAGCUGCUAACAGUCAAGGGACAAUCAAAGUGCUUGUCCUCGCAGCCUGAAUUGUAAAUUAUAGGGAGAAUAGAAAUACCUCGUUGCUCCAUUUCUAAACUCGAUUGUUGUUCUGUACAUGAUACUGGAGAGCUAUUCACGAGUGGCGAGGCCAUUGUUUCAGAAAUUGAACUCAUCACUGCCGAUUAUAGACAAACGUGUACAAAACUGUUCACAGAUGGUGAUUAGUAUAGGAUUCCUC